Molecule: messenger RNA, 1264 nt
Organism: Notothenia coriiceps (black rockcod)
Lineage: Eukaryota; Metazoa; Chordata; Actinopteri; Perciformes; Nototheniidae
Product: cleavage stimulation factor subunit 2 tau variant-like
Exons: 2
Coding region: 884-1249 (121 amino acids)
Source: RefSeq, a predicted model, not a curated record
GCGAUUUAAAAUAUGAUUAAUUGUGUUUAUUUAAUUUCUUGCCAUUUCUCCACACUACAGUUCCACUGACAGCAGCAGCUCACACGUCCUGUACCAUUUCUAUUUCUUUUAGCUGCUUUUUAAAAAAAUAUUAAAGCAACCUUAUGCUCUCCUCCCUCUUUUGAAUCGGAAUUCAACUAAACCAGUUUGAUUUUUCAAUGAAUAUUUGCCAGCUUAAAUAAACAUUGCAUCGUUCUAACACGAUGAAUGAGUUAUACACCCUUGAUUUCUAUUGGGAUAAAACUACAUCAAGAAGAAUCUUUUUUUUUUUGCUGAAAUGUAACUAUAAUCUCAUUCUUGUAGAGCUCACCUGACUGGAGAUUAGACUCGUGUUUUAGUCACCUUCACAAAAACAUGGUGCCCUAUUGUUAACUCUGUCUAGCCUUGUUUUAUUGUGUAGUCAUUCAUGCUAUUUGCGUAACUGAAUUCUGACGCACCCGUCUCCUCUCUGCAUGCCUCCUGUUGUGACGUUCCCUUGGCCAACACACACCAGAGUUACAGGACACAAGUAGGGAAAUAUUCUCAAGUGAGGACUUGUGUAUUGGUGUGGGAAAAAAACAUUUUGAAUGUGUUUUCAGACGUGUUGAACCUAUAAUAUCCAUCCUGAUAUAAUUGUUUUCCUUCAUUCUUUGUGUUCCUGAUGACUCUCCUUUAUAUCUCUGUGUGUUGUGACAUCUCAGUGUGAUGUGUCCCUCCCUCACACAGCUCUGCUUGUUUCCUCAGAUAUCUAACCUGAGCCAACACCUUUUUAUAGUCGUGUGUACUUUCCCUUACCUGGAAUUUCCACCUUUUCCUAAUAGAUUUGUCAUGAAGCAUUUCCUGGUUGGUGAAUAUUAAGUAAUGUAUGCCUUGUCUCCCGUUAGGACCCGGCGGUAUCCCCCCCAGAGGGCUGCUGGGAGAUGGUCCUAAUGACCCCAGAGGAGGAACUCUGCUGUCCGUCACUGGAGAGGUCAUCGAGCCCGGCCGGCCUUACAUGGCAGCCCCCCCACCCCACCAAGCCCCACCUGUACACAUGGCAGGAGCCCCACCUGUACACAUGGCAGGAGGGCCCCCCCCGGAUAUGAGAGGCCCUCCAAUGGACAUGAGAUGCCCACCGAUGGGUGAACCACGCAACAUGAUGGGCGACCCCAGAGGUCCCCCGAUGAUGGAGCAACGCGGACCCCCGAUGGAAACCAGAGGUAGCUGCUCUGAUGACCGAACUCUUUGUUAGUCACACUAGUUGUAA